Messenger RNA from Cornus florida, 1803 nucleotides. RefSeq names its product protein NETWORKED 4B. Bases 119 to 1567 code for a protein of 482 amino acids. Lineage: Eukaryota; Viridiplantae; Streptophyta; Magnoliopsida; Cornales; Cornaceae. The record is from RefSeq and is a predicted model, not a curated record. The transcript is spliced from 3 exons. Gene Ontology annotation, molecular function: actin binding.
UUUACGCGUAGCGGUGCAUAGAGAGAAAGAGAGAGAGAGAUCGCUCGGCGUCGGCGUUUCUUCUCUUUUCUGUGGUCUCCGGUGAAACGAAGAGAUAUCUCUCAGGUACAGAAAGAAAAUGGGGGAAGCAAAGAAGACGCCAUCGAGAUAUUGGUGGUUUGAUAGUCACAACAACCACCCUAAACGUUCCCAGUGGCUUCAAUCUACCCUUGAAGGGCUAGAUGAGAAGACAAGUUCGAUGCUUCAAAUAAUAGAGGAAGAUGCAGAUUCCUUUGCCCAACGUGCGGAGAUGUACUACAAGAAGCGACCAGAGCUUAUUAGCAUGGUUGAGGAAUUGUAUCGAGCUCAUCGCUCAUUAGCUGAGCGAUUUGAUCAAGUCAAGUCUGAUAUUGGAACUCGCCCCACAAAACAUUGGGCAUCCCCAUUGUCCUUCAAGUAUCAAACAGAGAAGUUGAUAAUCUCCACAGAGAAAUCCUAUGACAGCUACUCUGAAAGCUAUGAUCCCGAGGAAUCCGGUGAAUCCGAGGUUGAUGAUCCUGAGCAAGAAGAAGAAGUCCAAGUCGAUAAAGAAAUGGAAGAGGAGGAAGUGUCUAGUGGGCUUUGCAACGAUGAAGCAAUGAAGCUGAGGUUAGAACUCGAGAGACUCAAAGAAGAGAACAGGAUUCAGAAGGAGCAACUAAUGCAGAAAGACGAAGAGAAAAAAGUCAUAAGACAGCUCAGUUCAACUGUGGAUAUGCUCAAGGAGGAGAAUGUGAAGCUGAGGAAGUAUAUUGCUAAAAACUCCCCCAAGAAAUGGAGCCCUCUUGAGUUCAACAAAUUAAAAACUCCCCCAAGCUAUGAUCCCGAGGAGUCCGGUGAAUCCGAGGUUUAUGAUCCUGAGCAAGAAGAAGAAGUCCAAGUCGAUAAAGAAAUGAAAGAGGAGGAAGUGUCUAGUGGGCUUUGCAACGAUGAAGCAAUGAAGCUGAGGUUAGAACUCGAGAGACUCAAAGAAGAGAACAGGAUUCAGAAGGAGCAACUAAUGCAGAAAGACGAAGAGAAAAAAGUCAUAAGACAGCUCAGUUCAACUGUGGAUAUGGUCAAGGAGGAGAAUGUGAAGCUGACGAAGUAUAUUGCUAAAAACUCCCCCAAGAAAUGGAGCCCUCUUGAGUUCAACAAAUUAAAAACUCCCCCAAGCUAUGAUCCCGAGGAGUCCGGUGAAUCCGAGGUUGAUGAUCCUGAGCAAGAAGAAGAAGUCCAAGUCGAUAAAGAAAUGGAAGAGGAGGAAGUGUCUAGUGGGCUUUGCAACGAUGAAGCAAUGAAGCUGAGGCUAGAACUCGAGAGACUCAAAGAAGAGAACAGGAUUCAGGAGGAGCAACUAAUGCAGAAAGAUGAAGAGAAAAGAGAAGUCAUAAGACAGCUCAGUUCAACUGUGGAUAUGCUCAAGGAGGAGAAUGUGAAGCUGAGGAAGUAUAUUUCUAAAAACUCCCCCAAGAAAUGGAGCCCUCUUGAGUUCGACAAAUUGAAGGCAGUAAUUUUGGGGAAGUUGUUUAAUGAGUCUCCAAAAUCCCAUGCUAGUGUUGCUCUCUAGAUGUGGGUUACAUCCCAGCUAGCAAUUGAUUGAACACAAUUAAAUUAGGAGCUGACAACAGUCUAUACUCUAUAUAUGUAGGAAUUUCCUGAAUUUUUUUUUUUUAGUAUAUAUAGGAUUUUUAUAUCUUAGUAGUUUAAGUUAUAUUUUCAUGUUCAGAGCUACAAUUCAUAUUUUUCUGCUUUGCUAGGUUUGGUUCAUCAUGAUACAAAUAUAUUAUUAGUCAUUUUAUUGUA